AUGAGGAGUCUGCUGGCACUGCUGAUCCUGACUCUGGCCCUGGCAACACUCUGCUGUUGUGAGGAAGAUCCCAAAGAACCCUCAGGAUCUCUCAGUGCUGACAGCAUCAAGAUUAAAAAAGAAGUUGCCAAUGCCUUUGUGAAGAGGAAGAAGAGAGCCAGUCCUUAUGAAUGGUACCUGGAGUACUACAAAAGCCCGAUGGAGCAGAUGCACGAGCGCUGUGAGAACUACCCCCCCUGUGACUAUCUCUCUGACCAAGUGGGGUUUGCCCUGGCCUACAACCGCUUCUUUGGCAGGUACUGA
This is a messenger RNA of Melozone crissalis (California towhee), 303 nucleotides long. RefSeq names its product osteocalcin-like. Gene Ontology annotation, cellular component: extracellular region. The transcript is spliced from 4 exons. NCBI's taxonomy places the organism in Eukaryota, Metazoa, Chordata, Aves, Passeriformes, Passerellidae. The record is from RefSeq and is a predicted model, not a curated record. Gene Ontology annotation, molecular function: structural constituent of bone; hydroxyapatite binding; calcium ion binding. Gene Ontology annotation, biological process: response to vitamin K; osteoblast differentiation; bone development. The coding region runs from base 1 to 303 and encodes 100 amino acids.